This is a messenger RNA of Cuculus canorus (common cuckoo), 2807 nucleotides long. It is a transcript of the gene POU2F1, whose product is annotated as POU class 2 homeobox 1. Gene Ontology annotation, molecular function: RNA polymerase II cis-regulatory region sequence-specific DNA binding; DNA-binding transcription factor activity, RNA polymerase II-specific. Gene Ontology annotation, biological process: regulation of transcription by RNA polymerase II. NCBI's taxonomy places the organism in Eukaryota, Metazoa, Chordata, Aves, Cuculiformes, Cuculidae. The record is from RefSeq and is a predicted model, not a curated record. The transcript is spliced from 16 exons. Bases 223 to 2568 code for a protein of 781 amino acids. Gene Ontology annotation, cellular component: nucleus.
UUGACAAUGUCAGACACAGCUAGUAGGAGAGACUAAAACUCCACAGAGCAACUGAAGUUUCCCUGUUCAGUUGAAGAUUGCUAUGGUGUAACUGAAGUUGUAUUUCUUCCCCCACCUCCCCACUCCCUUCCUUGUUCAGUUGAGAGUAGUAGCGUAGAUUUGAUAGAAAUUGCCGUUUUCCCUUUCCUUGGACUAUCUGAACCUGUGGAGGAUACCACAGCAAUGCUGGACUGCAGCGACUACGUUCUAGACUCAAGAAUGAACAAUCCGUCAGAAACCAGUAAACCAUCAAUGGAGAGUGGGGAUGGGAACACAGGCACGCAAACAAAUGGCCUGGACUUUAAAAAGCAGCCUGUGCCUGUCGGAGGAGCAAUCUCUACGGCCCAGGCCCAGGCCUUCCUUGGGCACCUUCAUCAGGUCCAGCUCGCUGGAACAAGUUUACAGGCUGCUGCUCAGUCCUUAAAUGUACAGUCUAAAUCUAAUGAAGAAUCUGGGGACUCUCAGCAGCCCAGCCAGCCUUCCCAGCAGCCUUCAGUGCAGGCGGCCAUACCCCAGACCCAGCUCAUGCUGGCCGGAGGACAGAUCACUGGGGUAAGAUUUACCCAAGUAAACGGCAGUAAAGCCUCCUACCUGGCAAACGACGGCAGUAUCUACGGCAGUCCCCAUAGAACUCUCACGUUGACGCCAGCCCAGCAACAGUUAUUGCUACAACAGGCACAGGCACAAUUGCUGGCGGCUGCAGUGCAGCAUUCAGCCAGUCAGCAGCACAGCGCUGCUGGUGCCACCAUCUCGGCCUCUGCUGCAACGCCGAUGACGCAGAUCCCUCUAUCUCAGCCAAUACAGAUUGCACAGGAUUUGCAGCACUUGCAGCAGCUUCAGCAGCAGAAUCUCAACCUGCAACAGUUUGUGUUGGUGCAUCCAACAACCAACUUGCAGCCAGCACAGUUCAUCAUCUCACAAACACCGCAGGGGCAGCAGGGUCUCCUGCAAGCGCAGAAUCUCUUAACGCAACUACCUCAGCAAAGCCAAGCCAACCUCCUGCAGUCUCAGCCAAGCAUCACCCUUGCCUCGCAGCCAGCAACCCCAACACGCACAAUAGCAGCGACCCCCAUUCAGCCACUUCCACAGAGCCAGUCAACACCAAAGCGAAUCGACACUCCCAGCUUGGAGGAGCCCAGUGACCUUGAGGAGCUUGAGCAGUUUGCCAAGACUUUCAAACAAAGACGGAUCAAACUUGGAUUCACUCAGGGUGAUGUUGGGCUCGCUAUGGGCAAACUCUAUGGAAAUGACUUCAGCCAAACUACCAUCUCUCGCUUUGAAGCCUUGAACCUCAGCUUUAAGAACAUGUGCAAGUUAAAGCCACUUCUGGAAAAGUGGCUCAAUGAUGCAGAGAACCUCUCAUCUGAUUCAACUCUCUCCAGCCCAAGUGCCCUGAAUUCUCCAGGGCUGGGGGUCGAAGGCUUGAACCGUAGGAGGAAGAAACGCACCAGCAUAGAGACCAACAUACGUGUGGCCUUAGAGAAGAGUUUCCUGGAGAACCAAAAGCCUACCUCGGAUGAGAUCACCAUGAUAGCUGACCAGCUAAACAUGGAGAAGGAGGUGAUCCGUGUUUGGUUCUGUAACCGGCGCCAGAAAGAGAAAAGGAUCAACCCACCCAGCAGUGGUGGAACCAGCAGCUCGCCCAUCAAAGCAAUUUUCCCUUGCCCAACCUCACUGGUGGCAACCACGCCAAGCCUUGUGACUAGCAGUGCAGCUACAACCCUGACUGUCAAUCCUGUGCUCCCUCUGACCAGUCCUGCUGUAACUAGUCUGUCAGUCACAGGUACAACAGAAACCACCUCCAACAACACGGCAACAGUAAUUUCAACAGCACCUCCAGCUUCUUCAGCAGUGACAUCACCCUCCCUAAGUCCUUCCCCUUCUGCCUCAGCCUCAACUUCAGAGGCAUCCAGUGCCAGUGAGACCAGCACAACACAGACAACCUCCACUCCCUUGUCCUCCCCUCUUGGAACCAGCCAGGUGAUGGUAACGGCAUCAGGGUUGCAAACAGCGGCAGCAGCCGCAUUACAAGGAGCUGCACAGUUGCCUGCAAAUGCAAGUCUUGCUGCCAUGGCUGCUGCAGCAGGGCUAAACCCAGGCUUGAUGGCAUCCUCGCAGUUUGCAGCUGGAGGUGCCUUACUCAGUCUCAAUCCAGGGACGUUAGGUGGUGCUCUCAGCCCAGCCCUGAUGAGCAACAGUACACUGGCAACUAUUCAAGCUCUUGCAUCUGGUGGCUCUCUUCCAAUAACAUCACUGGAUGCAACUGGAAACUUGGUGUUUGCCAAUGCCGGAGGUACUCCUAACAUCGUAACUGCCCCUCUGUUCCUGAACCCUCAGAACCUUUCUCUGCUCACCAGCAACCCGGUUAGCUUGGUCUCUGCAGCUGCAGCCUCCGCAGGGGCCUCUGGACCAGUCGCCAGCCUUCAUACCACCUCCACCUCAGCUGAGUCCAUCCAGAACUCUCUCCUCACCGUGGCCUCUGCAAGCGGGGCCACGUCCACCACCACUACUGCCUCCAAGGCACAGUGAGCCGGGCUGAGCUGUGCUGCCAGCAGCCUGUUUCACUGUGCGGUGGGAUUGGCUGCCAGCGGGGUUUAUAAACUGAAAAUGUGAUGGGCAUCCUCUCGCCGUGUUGCUGGGGACAAGGGAGAGAAGGAAAAAGAUAAAAAAAAAAACCAAACAAAAGCAAAACAGGAAGGAUUUAAAGCUGGGACAGACAUUUGCCUAAUUUUAUAAUAAACACUGUCUUUUCAGGAUCGCUUCAUGGA